AUGAUUGAAGAGAAUAAUGUGCCCAUCCCGUUUGCAAACGCGGGAUGGACGCGAAAUUUGUCCAAGUGCCCCGUGAGCUGCGACGGCGUAUGGGAAUACUUGGACUCUCACACAUCCACCGUUCGCCAGGCGCAUCGUGGUUGGGCGCUACACGAUGAAGGUUACGUGGCCAAUCAAAUGCUCAAUACGACUACCGCCGAUCCAGAAGUUGGACUUCUAAGAGGAACUUGUAAGCCAUCUAUGAAGACGGGCAGCGUGUACGAGGUCAUGGCGUGGUACGAGAAAACAACGGGUGACAUCAUCGGCGCUUAUUGCCAGUGCAUCGCAGGCGUCGCCGACCUGGCGACUACUGGGCGCAAUCAACCGCCUUCGUGUACGGACUUGCCAUGCAAAUGGAUUGUGCCCCCAGAAGCAAAGAAGCCAGCCCCUAAGGUGCCGUUGAAGGAGAUCACAUUUAGAAAGCAUAUGAUAAAUAAGCCACCAUAUGAAAAGAAGAAAAGGGAGUACAAGCCGUACAGACCAAGUGCUGUCCCACCGCACCAAACUGACGUGGAAAGUUUGAAAGAGAACUUGUUGGCAUGCUGCCCGGAACUUCAAGUGCUGCGGUACUUGGGACCAGCAAAUGAAGAACCUCAAAAUAUUGAUGAACCGUCAGAGAUUUUAAUUGAUGAUAAUGAGGACCUGCGGGGAGAAGGUGCUAUGGCACUGGUUGAUGCAUACUUGGCAUCAGUGAAGCCCCUAUGUCAAGAGGACAGGGACAGAAUAUGUAUCCAAACAGCAGGACAAGCUAGCAACAAAUCUUGGUAUACAGCCAGGAUUGGUCGUCUGACAGCAUCGUUAUUUAAGAGGAUAUGUCGGUGUAUAAAGCCUGAGGGCCUUCUUAAAACGCUGCUCUAUCCUAGUGAUAGGGCAGUGUCCGAAGCACUUGUAUAUGGGCGAGUCCAUGAAAAGGAUGCUGUCGAUGCGUAUGUAGCUAUUUUGAGGCAUCUUGACAGCACUGUCGAAGUCCUUGAGACUGGCCUUCAUGUACAUAAUAAGUAUCCAUUUGUGGCAGCCUCGCCAGCUAGGAUUGUCACAGUGAAUGGAGAAGAAGGCCUUCUCGAGGUGAAAUGCCCCUUUUCCAAGCGAGGAUUGACGAGAGAAGAAGCCUGCGCCGACAGAGCUUUCUGCUCCACCUUCCAGGACGGUGAAGCUAUUCUGAAAAGGGAUCACCAGUAUUUCUACCAAGUGCAAGGACAGAUGGCUGUUACGGGACAUAAGUGGUGCGAUUUCGUUCUGUGGGUUGAGUCGGGCAACCCAACCGAGCCCCACCAAAUUAAUGCCGAACGCAUAGACUUCGACAUCAAUUUCUGGGAGCAGGAGAUCCUUCCUCUACUGCUACACUUUAUGCGGCACACGCUUGUGCCCGAGCUACUCACGAAACGUGUGAAACGUCUAGGAAAGCUUUACACGUGUGGGCAGUAUGUGUCACACAAGAUGCUCCAGCGAGGAUUUUAUGUGUGUGAACCUCGGGAUGACCUCCUAGUGAAAAUCAGGAAACUUAAGUGA
Messenger RNA from Rhipicephalus sanguineus (brown dog tick), 1548 nucleotides. RefSeq lists its product as uncharacterized. The record is from RefSeq and is a predicted model, not a curated record. Lineage: Eukaryota; Metazoa; Arthropoda; Arachnida; Ixodida; Ixodidae. The coding region runs from base 1 to 1548 and encodes 515 amino acids. The transcript is spliced from 3 exons.